This is a messenger RNA of Onychostruthus taczanowskii (white-rumped snowfinch), 1320 nucleotides long. Its product is annotated as translation initiation factor IF-2-like. NCBI's taxonomy places the organism in Eukaryota, Metazoa, Chordata, Aves, Passeriformes, Passeridae. The coding region runs from base 1 to 726 and encodes 241 amino acids. The transcript is spliced from 2 exons. The record is from RefSeq and is a predicted model, not a curated record.
AUGGCUGCUCCCCCCGCCGCCGCCGCCGCAGCGGCAGCCUUCUCCUCGCCGCGGCUCCCCGCCGCCGCCAGCGGAGAGCGGCCGCAGGCCGUGCUCGGGAGCCGCCCGGCCGGCCGCUGGCGGUGCCGAGAGCGUCAGCCGAGCCGGGCCGCGGGGGUGUGCGAGGAAGGGGCGAGCCGAGGCGAGCCGGGCUGGGCUGCGCGUCCCCGCUGCGGGCUGACGCCUCCGCCCGCUCGCACUGAGCCAGCCCCGCCGGCUCCGGGCGCAGGAGGGGCCGCGGGGACGCCCGUGCGCCGGCGACACCUGGUGGCCGAGGCGGCCCCGGCUGAGCCGGCGGCUGCGCGGGGAGCGGGGGGGUCAGGGCGGAGCGCGGGGAAUGCCCCGAGCGGCGGCGCGGGGAGCGGGGGCUGCCGCAGCGCUUUUCUGGGCCGCCCUCCCCGCUGCGGGGGAGCCCGGCCGCGCCGAGCCGAGUGGGGCGCUGCUGCCGUUCGCCGAUCCUCCAGCGGCCCUGCGCGGCCGCCUCCUCCCGCGGGAGGAAGUGGGUCUCGUCGGCAGAGGCUCCCGGGAAGCCGACCCGGGGCCCUGCGUGCUGCUGGCCGUCCGAGGGGUCUCCCCGAGCCGUUUCGUGUAGGGCAGGGUAGAAAGUGGCGUUUGCUCGCUUCAUUUUUACCGGUUCCUUGGCAGCGUUUCCUCUUGGGUUUGCAGGGGGAUUUAGCUCAUCUCUGAGGCGUCCCCCUGCUCCCCCUUGCUGCGGCUGGCACAUUAGUAACCGAAGUUAAGGGAAGCCGGGUGUCUCUUUUGAUCAAUUUCUAACUCAUGUUUUCCGUAUUUAUUCUUGUGUUUUCUUUCCUUUGUCUCCUGCGUUCAGCGGUGCCCGUACCAUCCCCCUUGUCCUCCUUGUGGUCGCUCUGACAGCGCCAGCCGCGCUGCCUCCCUGCGCUUAGAAUCCUUCUCCCCUCAGCGAUCCAGUCUGUGUUUCCUCACUUCUGAGCCCUUUCCAGCCCUGAAUUUCUUAGGCUUUGUGUGUCACCGAAGGAGACCUAGAAGAAGCAAGCCCCUGAGCUUGAGGAACUCCGUGUGCAGCUUAUUCAAGCCAGGCCUUCUCCACAGUAGGGCCAAGAGGGAGCUGCCUUCACAGGAGCAGUGCCAGCCGAAAAUUCCCCUGCUUCCAGCUCUGUUGACCCUUCCAACAGCACAAGCAAACCAGAAUACAGACAAGUAUGUUUCCCAGUAAACAGAAGUCAAUUGCUCUUGCCUAAAAAAGGAGUGCAAGCAUGAAACCACUUCUUAAAUGCACAGAAAUUCGCUUUGCCCAUGCUG